CCCAGAAAUAAAAGCUGGUGACGUGUGUAAUAACGGAAGCCGCGUUCACAUGUUCCUGUAUAUCUCAUCAGUAAUAUCCGGCGCUCUCGGCUACAGGUAUUUUCCGGUGCUGUCAUAAUAAACACACUACCAGACUCGAGAGAAACUUAUUCUAAAAAUGAAUUUCAAAGAAGGAGCGUCGUGUUUGUUUUUAAUCCAAGAGUACAAGCUCGCGUUACCAAAGAGAAAGUGAAAGUUUUUUCCUUCGCGCACAGUCAGAAAGGCGAGCGCGCGCACACAACCACACACACACACACACACACACACACACACACACACACACACACACACACACACACACACACACACACAAUGCCACAUCAGUGUACUUCUUAAAAUGUGUAGAAAGCUCUAUGAGGACAUUCAGCUCAGACAACUUGGACACACUGGAUAUGCGCGCAUCCACACUGACCUUCAUCUUCAUCAUAUCCGAAUGUUCCAUCAUCACCGGUGGAGAUGGAAAUUGUCGGGAUCCUCCAGAGAUCAAAAAUGCAAAGAUAGUGAAAAAUGUCACUCACAGGUUCCGCAUGAACUGUACAGAAGGAUACUCCAGAAAAGUUGGAUCCUCCAACCUUUUUAAAUGUGAAAAUAACACAUGGAGGAACAUUCCACCUCUAGUAUGCAUACAAUUAGUCGGACCGACUCCAUCUGUCUCUCCGUCACAGUCCAGUCUAACACAGAAGGUAACUGGCAUGAAGGAAAAAGGACAAAGCACAACAAAUGGAAAAACUGUGUUCACAACAACACACAAAGCUACCACAACGUCGCAGACAUCGUACCAAACCUAUCAGAGGACCACAACAAUGGAGGAGACAUCUGUGACCACACCCAUUACAGCUAGAAUUACAUCUUCAUCCACGACUGAGAAAGAAAUACUGAUCACUAUGUCCACAUCUAGCAGCCUCAUUACCACAGGAUAUGGAGUCACUGACAAAAUAAAAGACAAUCGAAAACAAAUUUUGGGCAUCUCUCUAGGGAUUGUAGUGCUUGUAAUCCUUGGGGUGGCAGUAGCAGUAGCAGUCCUUUUUAUGUGUCGACGUUCAAAGUCACACAGAGCUGGUGGCAAUCCUGUACAUAUGAAAUGCCUGACACUUGGCUCAGAACAUCCUUUAAUAAUGAACGUCACGAGCAGCGGUGCUCCAGACUCCGUCCAAUCUUCAUUUACUCCUUUUAAAGACGCUUCUGAGAACAUGUAUACAGAUGAUCCUCUAUCUGUUUGAAAUGCUUUCCAGAGCAAGUUAAACGUAACAUAUUACAUGCCUGGACAACAACAUUAUGCAUUAUAUAUCAAAUUUGCAAGCUUACAACAUACAUGCAGCAGAUAUUCUUCAACCCAAUCUAAACUAACUGAUUUGUAAUUAUUAAAUUUCUUUCAUAUUCAUGACACACUUUUGAUGCUUCAUGGCUCUUUAUGUAUUCACUGUAUUUGUUUUACAUGCCCCCUUUUUUUUAAUUGCAUUAAAUAUAGGAUACAUGUAGCUUUUCAUUCUUGUUAAACUGUAAAUAAUGAAUAAAUUCACUUUUUUUUACCAAAAUUUUUAUGUCCAAACCCAAAUGUGUGGUACACUGUGGACACUUUGUUAGAUUUUAUUUUGUUGUGAACCUAUACGUAAAUAAUAUAUAUACUAAAUGUGUUGUGGCUUUUGUAUGUAUCAUGAUGUAAAUGUCUUUUUAAUACUAUUUUUGGACAUGAUAUAUAAAUAAAAUAAUUACAUCAUGCAA
Tachysurus fulvidraco (yellow catfish) is the source of this 1761-nucleotide messenger RNA. RefSeq names its product interleukin 15 receptor subunit alpha (gene il15ra). NCBI's taxonomy places the organism in Eukaryota, Metazoa, Chordata, Actinopteri, Siluriformes, Bagridae. Gene Ontology annotation, cellular component: plasma membrane. Gene Ontology annotation, biological process: interleukin-15-mediated signaling pathway. Gene Ontology annotation, molecular function: interleukin-15 receptor activity. Bases 393 to 1259 code for a protein of 288 amino acids. The transcript is spliced from 8 exons. The record is from RefSeq and is a predicted model, not a curated record.